Grammomys surdaster is the source of this 547-nucleotide messenger RNA. Its product is annotated as peroxisome biogenesis factor 1-like. The record is from RefSeq and is a predicted model, not a curated record. NCBI's taxonomy places the organism in Eukaryota, Metazoa, Chordata, Mammalia, Rodentia, Muridae. The annotation marks the transcript as partial. The transcript has 5 exons.
CCUAAAGGCGUGAGUGAAGAAGACAUAAAAACUGUGUUCUCGUCUUGGCUACAGCAGUCCACUACCACCAUGCUUCCUUUGGUAAUACCAAAGGAAGAGUGUAUUAAGCUGGAAAUUAAAGAUGGGUUGAAAGAGUUCUCUCUGAGUGUAGUUCAUUCUCAGGAAAAAGAAAAGGAUCAAGAAAAAACUGUUUUUGUGUUGAGUCCCAUUCUGCUGCAGAAGAUCUCAGUACAAGUCCUUCUAGAGCCCGUGAUAAGAGAAGAACACAGUGUGGAAAUUGACUUUCUUCUUCCCUCUUUAACGCUGAGCUCUUUGGGUGGAGUGAGUUCCUUAGGUAUAUCCGCCAUGGAACACAUCACUCACAGUCUUCUGGGACGCCCUUUGUCUCGGCAGCUGAUGUCCCUGGUCGCAGGACUUAGGAAUGGGGCACUUUUGAUCACUGGAGGAAAGGGAAGCGGGAAGUCAACGUUAGCUAAAGCCAUCUGUAAGGAAGCACGUGACACUCUGGACGCCCGUGUGGAGGUAGUCGACUGCAAAGCUUUACGAG